AUGACGGGUCUCGACGGGCGGUCGCCCGACCAGUCGGACUCGAUGGAGCAGAGUCUCGCGGCGUAUGCCGAGACGCCCGAGCUCGAUGUCCCUUUUAUCACAGGCCUGUCACAGGCGCGCCCGCGGCUCAGCUCACCGAUUCCAGCGGACCUGCACGGCCCCGCGUCGCCGAGCGACGCACGAGCCGACUCGCCCGCGUCGAUGGACGCGAGUCAGCACAGCGACACGUCGCGGCGGGGGCUGCAGCGCAAUCGCGCCAUCUACCGUAGCCGCGCAUCCCCGGCACUGUCGGACGCGUCGAGCGGGCCACGCAGCGCGCGCCUGCGCCAUGGCUCGUCGCCCACCACGCCAGGGUCGCCCUCGUCGCCGGCGCAGCGCAGCCCGCACACGGCAAGCCCACGCGCGGGCGCGCGCACCGCAAGCCCGAUGCGCGCACCGCCGGCCGGACUCGGGAUCGAUAUCCUCGACGGCGACAAGGCACGGCCAGUGCCGCGUCCGCCCGUGUCCCCAGGCCUGUACCGCUCGACCACGCCGCCGAUGCGGCCGAUGCCGCGCCAGCCCACGCCGCCGGUGCCGCCGAUGCCGCGCGACGUGCCGCACACGCCCCCGGUCAGCGCAGACGUCGCACGGCGCGCCAUGCCCACGUCGCCGCCGUCGUCGCGGGACAGCGCCGAGCUCCUCGCAGAGUACGCGCCGUCCGCAUCGCCGCACCCACGCAGCGAGUCGGCACACUCGGCAUCGCCGCACGCCGCACAGCGCCAGUCGCUUCCGCUGCUCGACACUCGCGCACGCACGCCCUCGGUCGAGCAGCGCUCGUCGCUCAGCCACGAAGUGUUUAUGCAGAGCGCUCCGGCGCGCAGCGAUGGGCACGGCACGCCGGCACGCGUACAGCGGCCGCCGUCCGGGCUCGUGCGCACGCCGUCGGGACGCAGCGCGACUCGGUCGCUUUCAAGCCAGGGCGUGACACGCACGCCGUCCGGACGACAGUCGCUGCUGCAGCGCUCGCCAUCGGGUCUCGAGUCGCUCCAACGCACGCCGUCGGGACGCGAGUCGCUGCAGCGCACGCCGUCGGGGCCACGCUCCAUGACGCCGCGCACGCCCGCCAGCGAGGAGCUCGGCGCACGCCCGCCUUCAGAGCGCCUGAACGAGCACGAGGCGAGUGCGACAGAUGCGCACACUCCCGCCGCCCAUGCAAAAGCGGGGGGUACUCUUGCCGCUGCUGCCCCAUAUGCGCCGCAAGAGGGCGGCCCUGUUGCAAAAGAGGCUCAAGAACCGGCAGGACUGGCUCAGGCGCCGACGUCGGGAAAGCACCAGGGCCCAGCAUCGAGGCAGGGCCCGGCACUGUCUGCACCUGCUACGCCUUUUGUGCCAGGCACACCUUCGGUACAGGGCACGCCGUCGCUGGGGCCGGUGAGUCCCAGCUCGACGCACCCCUCGCCGCUCCCUGGCUAUGUACAACGCUCGCCGACGCCGAGCGCGUCGGGCGCGAGCUCGGCGCUGUCGCCCGUGCCAAGCACGCAGCCCGUGUCGAGCACGUCUGGACAGCCUGCGCAAAGCACACAUGCGCAGCCGGAAACGCAGGUCCCCGAGCCUGUGCCGCCCCCUGUGCCUAGCAAGCCAGCGGAUGCGCCGCCGCUGCCGAGCCGCGACACGUCCGCUCCUGUCCCGACCCACGACACGUCCGCACCCCCUCUGCCAAACCGCGACACGUCCGGCCCCCCUCUACCAAGCCGCGACACGUCCGGUCCCCCUCUGCCGAGCCGCGACUCUGUGCCGUCCCUCCCUAACCGCGACGCUGCGCCGUCCCUCCCCAACCGCGACGCUGCGCCCCCCCUCCCCAGCCGCGAUGCAUCUGCUCCGACCAGUGCGGCCCCUUCGAGCGGUGCGCCGCCCUCGAGCGGUGCGCCGCCCUCGAGCGGUGCGCCGCCCUCGAGCGGUGCGCUCUCGUCCCCACUGCCUUCCUACGUUGCAAGCACGUCGGUCGCAAGCCCCCCGGUCGCAAGCCCUCCUGUGCCUCUGCCGACCUCGGCGCCGCUCCUUUCGCAAUAUGCUACCGAAAAGACGCCCGGCGCGCAGGAUACCCCUUCUCAGCCCGUGGCAAAGCCGAGCAUCGCGCCGAGCACGCCGUUCGUGCCAGGCACGCCGUCCGUCCAAGGCACGCCGUCUCUGCCAGGCGUGCAGCAAGGCACGCCGUCCGUCCAAGGCACGCCGUCGCUGCACGGCACCCCGGCGCAGGCCCCGUCUAUCCAGGGAACACCGUCGCUCCAAAGUACACCAUCGUUACACGGCGCCCCGGCGGAGGCCCCGUCUAUCCAGGGAACACCGUCGCUCCAAGGUACACCAUCGCUGCACGGCGCCCCAGCGCAGAGCCCAUCUGUCCAGGGAACGCCGUCGGUUCAAGGUACUCCAUCGAUCCAAGGCACGCCGUCAGUCGCAAGCAGCACGCCGUACCUUGCCGGUGGCACGCCGUCGAUCCCCAGCAGCACGCCGUACCUCGCGUCCACGCCGCACCUCGCCGGCACGCCGCACGUCGGCCCCUCGGCCUCGGAAACGGCGACGUCUGCGCGCACGCGCGAGCCGACGCGCUCGCAAGGCAUCCCGGCGGUGCCUACGCGUUUCAUGAACGCGACCGCCUCGCCGGAUACAAAGCGCACGACCGCCCUGCCAGUGCCCUCGCCGAGCCUCAAAAAGACCGAGUCGACGGCGUCCUUUGCCUCGUCCAAGUCGGCAUACUCCGAGUCAGACGAGAGCAACUACGGCCCCGAGCCCGAUGGGGCGCCGAUGCAGGCACAGGCCGACAUCCCCGAGCACAGCACGCCGUACCUCGACCAGGAACCGCCCACGGAUCCCACGCCGCGCGCCGUGUCGCACGGGUCGCAGAUCAGUGAGCCGUACACGAGUCCGCUGCAGGACCUGUCGGACACAUUUGCAUCGGCCAUGGCGGACCUCGGCCUGGACGGCGACGAUGCGCCGGUCGAGGGGCUGGCCGACGUCGCGGUCGCGUACCGGGACCCGUCGCAGGACGGCGGCAUGCCGCGGACCACGUCGACGCUCGAGUCGCUCCUGCCGCCGCCCGGCGAGCGGCGCUCGCCGGCCAAGACGGCCGCGCCGGCGCUGUACAUGGCCACGCCGUCCCGUUCGGCGGCGGCGGCGGCAACGGCGACGGUUGUGCCUGCGCCUGAGGCCAAGCCUGCGGCGCCCGCGGCUCCCACGCCGCCGCCGGCAGACACCAAGAAUGCGUCUGCGGACCCCCCGGGCCCCAAGAUCGAGGUGUAUGGCUACACGGUGUGGUGGCCGACGUCUUUCGACGCCUCGUCGAACGUCAACUGGGACUCGACGUCGUCGACGCAGCGGGGCAUGCUCUUUGCGCGUGCGGCCAACGACCUGAUGGACCGCGACUCGAACCUGACCAAGUGGAUGAAGCUCAUGCGCCAGGUCCAGCCGCGUGCGCCCGAGCAGCUCAUGGAGCAGGUCACUGCCGAGCAGGCCGAUCGCUUCAUCCGUGCCAUGACGCCGGUGCUCGACAAAGACACGUCGGCCGUGUCCAACACCACCGUCACGGCGGACAUGCCGCUGCCGACCAACAUCCCGUAUCCCGGGCUGGCCAAGUCGUACAAAGACCAUCUGCACCACCCCGAGACGCCCGGCAUCCACGCGUCCAACAGCUCGAGUUCGCUCGCGACGCCGCACACUUCGCGCCUCGACCCUGGCCAAGCGAUGCGGGGAGCGGCGGGCGCCGCCGGUGCGGGCUGGCAAAAGCUGCAAGGCGCCAUGCCCCGCGUGCCCAGCUCCACGUCGAUCCUCGGCACACUCGGCCGCCGCAACAGCCGGCGGAUGCGCGACUCGCCGACGCCGCCCCCCACGACCACGCCGGCGAUCGGGCGCACGCUGCAGCACCGCGCAUCGCACUACGAUCUCGGCACGCCGCGUGCGCCGACGCACUACGACCCCGCCACGGUGCGGUCCGCGUCGCGGGCGAGCGACGCGCCGAGCGAGCCGCGCUUUGGUCUCGGGAUCCCCGGCCUCGGUGCGCGUAUGAGCGAAGAGAGUAGGCAGGCAGCGCCGGCGCUGCUCGCUGGCUCGCUCAACCUCGCGCCGAAGGCGAGCCCCGCAUUUGAGGCGAGUCUUGGGCGGAUGACGGACGCGCUCCCCGAGCUCGACGAAAGGACGGCGCGGGCCUAUUUGCAAAAAGCCAAUGGUGACGAUGUGAAAGCGAUUGGCGACUAUCUCCAGGACCAGUCGCACGGCGAGACACAACGACGUGGUAUUUUCUCACGCACGCCACGCACGCGAUAG
Malassezia japonica is the source of this 4296-nucleotide messenger RNA. RefSeq lists its product as uncharacterized. Lineage: Eukaryota; Fungi; Basidiomycota; Malasseziomycetes; Malasseziales; Malasseziaceae. The transcript is spliced from 2 exons. The record is from RefSeq and is a predicted model, not a curated record. The coding region runs from base 1 to 4296 and encodes 1431 amino acids.